UAUAUUUUAGGGAUAACUAUGCGAAUCACUUACUUGUAUCUGCAAAAGCAAUCAGUAUUUUGUAAACAUGAACGAAAACAAUCUAUUAAUUAUAUAACUACACGUCAUGCUGAAGACAUCCAAGUAACUUUGUUAUUACAGACGGUUAACAAAUGACACGGAGCCUUUGGAACAUCUCUUUCAAAUUCAAUUAAGAUUUUCAAGUGGCUACGAUUUGCAUAAAGUAAUAAAGGCAUCAUUAUUGGAUCAUGCGAGGUCGGAGCGUUGUAGCAACAAGCAACGAAUUCUGGUUACAGAUGAACGCGAAGUUUACGUAAAUAUUUUUCUCUGCAAGAAGUCGCCAGAUUCCCCUCGUUGCCUAAUUACAUCAAUGGUAUGCAAAUCGCCACAGCCGUUCGUUUGUUUGGGCCACUUCGCCACUAAUUAUUUUAAACUAUUUUCCGUGUGAGAGUCUCCGUUUCAUCUGCGUUCUCUCUCUUAAUUAAUUUCCUCGCAUCAGCGGACGUCCACAAAUGUCGCAGUAUCAAGCGGUGCAGAUUUAUCGAGAGCUCAAUUAAAACAACAGCGAAAACUUCACCUCGAGCAUUAGACCCUAAUCCCUGGAACGUGCCUUCAGCCUCCUUGAAACAAUUAAUCAAUCAAUUAUUGUUCACCUGAACUGUAAUGAAUGUGGGAAGGCUCAAGAAGCUCUAAAUUGUAUUAGCGUUCAGUCUAAUGUACUAGACACCCUUCACCACACGCUCCGGUAUUUUUCCAUUGUUGUGACCCGUUUACCCCUCAUCAAUUAUUCAUGUCUUGUACCCUCAUGAAAAGAUUAAUGUCAUUUGUUAUUACAUAAAAAUGUAAUGGAGAUUUUGUCCGGUAUUUUUAGCCCUUGGACUGCACAAACACUCAACGGGGAUGAUAAAGGAUAAGAAAAACAGUCUUUUGUUUGCUGUCUAGAGUAGUGCCGUCAUUCCUCAAUUGAAUUAAGCUCGAGCUUUUUAGGUCCUCGGCUAAUUUCAGGUCAAGUUGCCAAAUAGCGCUGAAACAAUGCAAGGGUUUUAUAUGCUCGAAACUAGAAUUGAUUAUGCUAUCGUCGUGGUAACUCGAGUUCGUUGCGCAAAUGAAAUUCAACUCCUUCUAUUAUUGUGUUUCCUCAAGGUCUGAUGAGAAAAAACAACAUGUGCACAUUAAUUCAAAGUGUCAAAAAAACGCGCUUCAACCAAAUGUUAUAUACGGUUGAAACAAUAAAGCAAACAUUUUCUUGCCUGUAGCGAUAUAAUCAAAAUGCGCCACAAUUUUUUGCUUCAGGGUCUCUCCUUUCCAUGUUGUUUUGACUUUCCUCCUGAUGGAUUUUUGCGAGCAUCUAUCUUCGUUCGAGUUUUUCACGUCAGUUCCACUUUACGCAUCUAUUUUAGAGUGUUUUGCUCACUAACAUGUUAUUCUCGGGGGUAUUCCAUAUGGAAAUAACACGUUGAGACAGACCCCUGCAAUCUAGGAUAGAAGUAGAUUGCCCGCAAAUUCGUUCAGUUAAUUAUCGAUUAAAGUUACUUGAAAAUACCUCUGGCUAAAUGUGGGUAGGGGUAAAUUUAGAUUUGAUCUGUCCCCCGCUUCAAAGGUUUGUAAAAAUUCACAUUUUUCGCAAAUAAAGUAAUUUGUGCUUUUGACAUCAAAGAGAUCAAAGCAAAAAAUGUAGCGCAUCCACCAUUUCUCAAAAGUUAAAAUCCGUAAUAACGUUAGCUGGAAAUGAGUGGGUUUUGUGAAAGGCAAAAUUAAUCCACCGAAAGUCCUUUGUCAUUCUUCAAAACGGAUUGAUAUAAAUAAGAUCCUUGUUUUGGCGUCUUGUCCUCUUAUCUAGCUGCGAAGGUAAACACGGUGUAGAUUUAACAUAAUAUAACACUUGUUGGGAUCUAAUUCUCUUAGAUGAAUCGGUGCAUGCGCUUUUGAACUCCUGUUUCGGGGGCGGAAUAUUGGUGGCAAACAGAGAAGGUUGUAGGUUUCUGGGAAAGCAGGGUGUGCUAAUCGAUUUGUUACAUUUUCGAGGCGAAAAAAUGUUAGAUAUGUCGUAAAGUGACGAUUGAUUCGUAUCAAGGAUUAUUUUUGCUGAUCAAUCAAAGGAUAUGAUGCUGCUUAUUUGAUAUUUCGGAUUAUCCUUAAUUGAUCGGAUGUGCGAUUCACUGUUAAUUUUUUUUGGGGGGAUAGUCGAUAGAGCAGGAUGGACGCUGAAAAAAAGGAAUACAGACUUAUCCUGCCAGUACCCAUGUACCAUAAUGAUUACAACAUCUGGUCAGUUUUAAAAAAUUGCAUUGGAAAAGAAUUAAGCAAAAUUACAAUGCCGGUGGUAUUCAACGAACCGUUAAGCUUCCUACAAAGGAUGGCCGAAUACAUGGAAUAUUCCUAUCUACUUAGGUUAGCGUCCCAACAACAAGACCCAGUCACCAGAAUGCAAUACGUGAUCGGAUUCGCAGUUAGCGCUCUAGCAUCUAACUGGGAACGUCUUGGUAAGCCCUUUAAUCCUCUAUUGGGAGAAACCUACGAACUCGAACGCGAGGAAUUCAAAAUUAUUUGCGAACAAGUCAGUCAUCACCCACCAGUAUCCGCCUUCAAUGCCGAAAGCAAAGACUGGGUGUUCCACGGGUCUAUCCACCCCAAACUAAAGUUUUGGGGGAAAAGCGUCGAAAUCCAACCCAAAGGAACAGUAACUGUUGAAUUCCCUAAACUAAACGAGGCCUACACCUGGAGCAAUGUCCAGUGUUGUGUGCACAACAUCAUUGUGGGAAAACUGUGGAUGGAGCAAUGCGGGACAAUGGAAAUUGUUAACCACUCAACCGGACAUAAAGCCCACCUGACAUUCAAACCAGCAGGUUGGAAUUCUAAAGAUCUGCACAGGGUUGAAGGCUACAUAAUGGACAAAUCGAAGCACAAGCUUUUCUUCAUUUACGGAAAGUGGACCGAGUUUAUUAAAUGCACGGACUACUCAUCCUACGAAGAGUAUCUUAAAGAGAAUUCGCACAAAUUCCGCCGCGAAGGCGACAAAAGCAAGAGUCCGAGCGACUCCCCGUCUCAUACUUCUCGGAAAGUUUUGCAAAAACUGAAUAGCUUGAAAGUUAGCCCUUUCAAAUCCAAUUCGAGUCAAGAGAGCGUGGAUGAAUGUGCCCCUCCUGAUAUUCCUGAUGGCAUGGUUCCAAAAAGCGAGUCCACCUAUUCUAUUGAUAUUCCCAAUUCUAUAACGAUCUGGAAAGUGAAGCCUCGACCCAUGCAGAGCAGUGACUAUUAUCAAUUCACCGAGUUUGCCAUGUCCUUGAAUGAGCUGGAGAGCGGAAUGGAGAAAAACUUGUGUCCAACAGAUUCGCGUUUGCGACCGGAUAUACGAAAGUUGGAACAAGGAGAUAUCGAUGGAGCUGCUAUUGAAAAAACGAGAUUAGAAGAGAAACAAAGAGACGCCAACAAACAUCGCAAAAGCAAGAAAGGGACAGAAUGGCAUCCGAGAUGGUUUAACUCCGGAAUUAAUCCACAUACCAAGCAGGAAGACUGGGUCUACAACGGGAAUUACUGGAAGAGGGAAUACACCGAUAAUCCUGACAUAUUUUAAAUUUAAUAAAUCCGGUCGAACAUCCGUAUCGUUUCUUCAUACCGGACUCAACAAAUGUAUACUUUUCAUUCCGCUAGGCUGAUUUAUAGAAGUUCUUUGGAGAAACGAAAUAAAUUAUGCCUCCACGAAACCGUAGGAAACAUGCUCAAGGACAAGUACCUUUGCGCUUCGGAAACUAUUAAUAGACUAGGAGUUUCAUUAUAUAGAUUAUCCUAGAGUCGGUGUAUAAGUGUGCCAAAAGAGCACCAUACCAUCACAGUUAAAUUGUAUAGGUAGCGCUUUACAGCUUCCAAAAGGUGGAAAUACAUAUGUACCUAUACCUCUACUACCAGAUAUCAUUUACGCAAUAAUUUCAGAACUAACCAAGGUUCAUCAAUCGGUGUGUGUUACGAACGUAGAUUCGUCUAAUUAUUGAGGCAACGCGCCAUAGCAUAAAUAAUUGUUGAUAUUUUCUUAAUAUUUUAGGGCACGUGGCUAGUUUAGUUACCAACUAAAAAUAAUUAUCAUUACAAGUAUAUUGUCUGUAUAGGAUAAACAUAGAUAGAGGCCUGAUGUUGCAAAACUGUCUAUAAAUUUGUUGCGAUUCCUUUAUUUUAAACACUUUUGUUAAAACAGAACGCCUGAUCGUGCUACAAUUUAAUUUAAAAAUGAUAUUCACCAUAACUUUCAUUACCGGAACAAUGAAGUCAAUAUAUUGGGAUCAUGAAGUAGGUAAAAUAAGGUAUGUACAGUAGAUCAUUGAAAAUUCUGUUUCCAUUUUGUAAAUUAUUAUCGUCAAUAAAUAUUUUGUUAUGAUUUA
Molecule: messenger RNA, 4373 nt
Organism: Zophobas morio
Lineage: Eukaryota; Metazoa; Arthropoda; Insecta; Coleoptera; Tenebrionidae
Product: oxysterol-binding protein-related protein 2
Exons: 10
Coding region: 2198-3574 (458 amino acids)
Cellular component (GO): plasma membrane; cytosol; perinuclear endoplasmic reticulum
Molecular function (GO): sterol binding
Source: RefSeq, a predicted model, not a curated record